AUGGCGGAUGUUGUUCUGUCUGUAGCUUCCAAAGUGGCAGACUACCUGGUGGCUCCGGUUGGUCGUCAAUGCGGCUAUGUGAUAUUCUCCGACAGCUAUGUUCACCAACUUAAUGAUGAAGUUGAGAAGCUGGAGGAUGCGAGGGUUGGGGUGCAGCAUUCUAUCAAUGAUGCUCGAAACAACAUGAAGGUGAUCAAACGCGAAGUUGACAGAUGGAAGAAUGAUGCAGAGACCAUUGCCAACAAGGCGCGCGGUGUGCUGGAUUACGAUGGAAGAGCCAAGAAAACUUGCUUCUACGGGUGGAUUCCCAACCCAAAGGAGCGUUAUUGUCUCGGCAGGGACGCGAGAAAGACAGUCCAGGCCAUCCAGGCACUCAUUUCAGAAGGUAAAUUCGAGAGGGUCUACUACGAGAGUACUCCACCGGGGCGUGUCGCUGGCGCUCCUGACGUGCAUUUGGCAUAA
Syzygium oleosum is the source of this 462-nucleotide messenger RNA. RefSeq lists its product as uncharacterized. The transcript is spliced from 2 exons. NCBI's taxonomy places the organism in Eukaryota, Viridiplantae, Streptophyta, Magnoliopsida, Myrtales, Myrtaceae. The record is from RefSeq and is a predicted model, not a curated record. Bases 1 to 462 code for a protein of 153 amino acids.